ACCUGAUUCAAAGCGAGUGAAAAGACAAAAUCAAAACUCGGGCGGAUGCAGCUUUCUAAUCGGCAACAGGCAAAAAGAAGAACAGAGCGAUGCAUAGACAACGGAGAUUACCUAUUGCAGCAGGGCAGCUCAAGCAAAGACGGAGACGACAGGAUUGAAUUCGAAGCGAACUGUCUCGCUUGUCUUUCUGAACCCUAACAAAAGCUGUCGUUACUCGUUACAGAUCUCUGCCUUCCCCGCCAGUCAAUCCACUGGAUUAGGUCAAGUCGGAAUAGCAGAAAACUGCUGAGAUGGCGACGGGCGAGACCAAUUAGCGCUCUCGUCUCAAGCAGGCGAAUAGGGGAUUGUGGAUCGAAGGAAGAGAUUGACGAAGGCUGCAACUGUUCCUUCUUCACUCUCUCGGCUCGGGAAAUAGAAAAUCUUUGGUUUCCUUUUCCCUCACGAGGAAGAAGAAAACAAGCAAACCAAUUAUAAUAAUGGUCAUCAUACUUGUGCUUACUUACAAAUCAAUCACAUAACUUUAAUUUUGAGAAAUUUGUAGCUGAUUUUAUUUCUACAGGCCGGUAGCGGCUUUAGGCCCAAUUUUAAUGGGCUUUUAGCGGCGUUAGACGAACAUGAGUUGACCCGACCGUAAGCGAAACUCUGCCGCCGUCUCUCUACCGCCGACGAUUCCCAUUGUUCAUUCGAUCUCUCUGUGUGUUCCCUCCGUUCGUCUUCAUCUUGUUCCUGAAUUUUCAAUCCUUCACUCAUGUCUCCGGGCAGAAAUUGGAGACCAUUCUUGCUGCCGAACAGAUUUAGGAUCUUCUGGAUGUUGAUUUGAAGCCCUACGAUCCGAUCAAUCAACACAUUUUGCCAUUUCAAGGGGCUGCGAUAAGUUGAGUCGCUUUUGAAACUAAACCGGAAGAUGGCCUACGAACUGACUGAGCAGCAAAGUGAGCAAUUUAAUCUACGAAUCCCAACUCUACUGUGCUCUUCUUGAAUUCCAUUUCGUCUUGAUUCCGGUUCGUGAAUGGUUGGUUCUAUUGCCGCAAUUUUCAUUAGGACUGCUGGAAAUUAUUAAGGGUGAUGCGCUUAAGUUAAUUCUGAUUGUAGCUAGUUCCUGGGUGUCUGUUACGAAAAGGGUUUACAUAGUUUGUUCUUGUGGUGGAAAAAUGCUGCUGCUUUCAUGGUUUAGCACCAUGCUUUAACCUUGUUAUGCCCAUUUGUUGAGCUGAAACGAGAUUGUGAUCUUCUGCAUAGUCCCCUUUACUUUGGCUACUUCAUGCAGUCUCCAUAAGGUUGCUGCAGCACCUGAGUGCACAUUAUUGUAAUUCUUUUAUUGAAUUUCAUUGGCAAAACUAGAAAGCAAUGAUCUUGGCAUGUUUUGCAAAAAGGGCCUUGAGCAGAAACUUAGGUCAGCUGGGUGUUCCAAUGUUCAUCAAUUGUUCCUGUUCUUUGUUGCUUCGUUAUUAGUUUCAUAUCUGCUUGAUUUGUGCUGCUUAAUUUACUCGUGGGGCUGUUCCUGCAGGAAUUGGAUUGGGUCUAAUUGGAUUUGGGAUCUUUUUUACAUUUCUCGAUGUGAUCCUGUUCUUUGACAGAGGGUUACUCGCCCUUGGAAAUGUAUGGCUGCUUCAUCUACUUGAAUCUAUUGACUUCUUUUGCUAGGGGGAUAUGUACCAUGUUUGAUUGACCCUUUUGAGUUUUGUAAUUAGAUUCUGUGGUUGACAGGGGUAGCUGUUUUGCUGGGCUGGUAUUCCACAUGGAAGCUCUUUACCAACAGAGAAAACUAUAAGGUAAUGGCAAAGGAGGAUGUUUAUCUAGUUUAUAAUGAAUGGCCUCGCACAAAACAUGUCGAAAUUUGGCAACUGCAUUUCUGUCACAAACUUUUGAAUUUCAUAGGAAGCCCACCUCAUAACUUAAAUGGCGCUUAUCAUACAUUGACGAACUGAGUUAACAUAUUGAAUGUACUUGUAGGGCUCUGUGUCAUUUCUUUUGGGACUGUUCUUCCUUUUUGUCCGUUGGCCAGUUGUCGGUAUAGUCUUGGAAAUUUAUGGGUGCUUUGCUCUGUUCGGGUCAGUAUCCGGCCUCUCCCCUGAUCCAAACUGUAUCACAUCAUGUUCUGUUGAGCCAAUAUCCGAUGUUCUCCGUCAUUUUAUCGCACUUCGGAACUCAAUAAUCCCGAUCUGAUUGUUACAAUUUGUUAUUUUCUAAUGCAGAGGCUUUUGGCCAUCGGUCAAGGUUGUCCUUUAUCAAAUACCAGUCAUUGGAUGGAUUAUACAAUAUCCAGUUCUGGUAAGUACUUCCAGUUCUAUCUCUUCUUCUUCUUCUUCUUCACCUCCUCCUUCUGCUUCUUUCUUAAGUAGUCAGUUUAUAAGCCUAGCCCCUUUUCAUCUUCCCUAAGUACUUGAAUUUCAUGCAUCUUAGACUUAUCAGAACACUAGACAUUGGACAUAUCGAAAUCUGAUACUGCUUGCUAAUCAGUGUUCUCUAUCCUUAAGCUAAAGCCUAAAUCUGCGGCUGAAAUACCUUUCAAACCGAGCCAUUAAUGUGCUUGCUUUCAAGUGCAACAUGAACUUUUGAAUGAUCAAUAAUACACUGCUGUCGUGGUGAUGGUUGCAACAGAUCUUUAAUCGUCUGACGAGUGGGUAGAGGGUGGAAGGUUCAGUUUGGUAACUGGCUUUAUUGCUUACCAAAUUCGGACUGGGAUGAAAUGCAUGCAAAGAUUUCACGUUGGACAAAACGAAGUUGCAACAGAACAGUCGUUCCCAGUACAUCAGCGAACGACCCGACUUGGCUGGCGACUCUUUUAAAAGGUUUCCACUCAUUCGUGUAAGUAUAAUGUCAUUUCUGGUACGUGUACUAUACUAUUUUAACAAGCACCAUUUUAACAAACACGUCUUUAUACUUCGACUUCUAAUAAAUUCAUCUUGACCAUUUACUCAUCUUCAGUCCUUUCUCUGGAAAAUUUGGUUCGAAUCCGCUACAUAUGAGAUCUCGUACUUGAUAAGUAUGUCAUUGAUGAUUCACAUGAUAUGUAUGCUGGAAAUUCAUGUCUCGUCUCAAAAUCCGACCCUCAUGCGUUAGAUCUACUCUCGUAACAUUCGUCUUUCGAGUAUAACCGGUUAGGGAUCGAUUAACACGACUUUUCAUUAAGCAUACGUGACAUGUGAGUCAUCAAUGAGAUAAGAGAGUCAUGCAUGGUAGGAUAUUGAUGUUUGGAGCCUUUUAACUGUUGUUGAGAAGGCAGUUCAGGGUGAAACGGCCAGGAUCUUCUUCUUGUUUGAAGAUUUUAACAGAGUUUAGCUAUACUAAUAGACCGAAAUCGUCACUAAUCCUAUACUCAGAAUCUUAGGAACAUGUGAUGAUCAGAACUAAAAAAAAAAGUUCAGCAACAUGUUGAUUAUCAAAAAGGGUUGUGUGAGAUCUUGGGGAAAAGGACAUGACCUUUGUUCCUAUACCAUAUUGUCAGUACCAAAGAUUCAGCUUUUCUUAUGUUCUUAGAAAAGCCUGUGACUAUAGAGCCAAGGUCCCUACUUCACUAUUUUGUGUAUUUCCAAACACAGUCAUCAAAAACAGAACUUUUGGAGACAACAUGAUCCAUCAAACCAACACAAACCCUAAUUCUGUUUCAAAUUUUUUUGGAAGAUGAGGUUUGGAUAGAGUGAAGGUAGAGAAGAAGCCAGUGAGGUAUGGUGAUAUCAUCAUCUGCAAGAAUUCAAUUGGAUUGGCUUGAAUUGAAGAGGAUCCUACCACUGCUGCUGUAUAGUUUAGCUGCAGGGGGCAUUCAUAGAUUGGAAGUAACGCCCAGCCCACACCAUUUAUUAUUUCCACAGCAGCAGACCAGUAUGUUGGGAUCUGUGUGUGUUAGCUAGCUCUCCUUCAAUUCUCCUACCUUAGUAGCUAGCUUACUAAUGGAGGGUAAACUCGUAUUUGAAUUCAUAUAUAAUCUAAUUAAAAAGGUUUUAUUUUCGUGACUAAGGAAAUCCGCUACAAGACUGUCGUCAAUCACAGAAAGCACGAGUGAGACGCGAGUAUUUUCAGUCUUGGAACGGAAGCAUAUGAGAUACGACGAGUGACUCGCUUCCUCGAUAAUGGUUAAGUAAUAAAAUCAUAUCGUGGAUGUUUGCAAUAUAUAGCGUCUAUGUAAGAGCAAAACAUAAUGACAGAUUACGAUAAUCCAGACUCUUGUAUUUGUUUUAGUUUUCAAUUUCACAUACAAGUCUGAUUUAUGCUUACCGACCACGCACAACGUGAUAUGUAUGAAAUGUGGAUUGACUUUGCUUCGAUUCAACCUCAAUCAUCUUCAUAGUUGGUACGAGUACAGAAAUGUCGAACGUAUAUCAAAAGCGAUAUAUAGAACAAUCGUUGGAGAUGUAGGUUGUCGCGACCUCCUCCAACCCCCCAAUGCACCCUGUUCAUACACAUAUUAAUGGCUUUUCGAGUUCCACCGCUCUUCCCCUUUCUUCUUCUUCUUCCUCUACCUAGCUCAUUAACUGACCACCAAGAACGUAUAAUUAAUUAUGUGCCUUUCUUUAUGGCAAUUAUAAAUGCUAGCGUACGCUCUUUUGUUUUCUUUUGGUGGUCACUUGUGUUGAAAAUUCCCCCUUUCUCUCUUUCACUUGUACACUUCCCCAAAACACAAUCUUGUAAAUAGCAGUAGUCUUUAUAUCCUUGUGUUAUUAAUGAAUGCCCUUUUGUUUAAUAAUCGUUGAUUCCCAAUUUGGGGAUCUGUUUUGGAGCUUAGAAGAGUUCGAUAAUGGUGUCUGUCAUCAGAAAACGAGACAAGUCGAGGGUUGGUUGGUAAAUCGGUGGGUUGGGAUUUGGUUUUCUUCUGUUGCUUCGUUCACGCCUGGAGUGGGCCGACGACGAGGGUGGAUUUGAGUGGAAAGUGGAAAUCUUCAAAAUCCACUUGCAUGGUGGUGAUAAGAAUCAAGUCACAUAUCAAAUCAAUGGUUUGUUUGGGUUGGGAUCGAUACGCCUGAUUCGUUUUGGUGACUGAAUUAUGGAGUAGAGGAGUUUGCAAUUGUAUGUCCCCCAUAUCGGGACUUGACAGAGCUUGUGGAUGCGAGUUUAAGAAUUGAUUCGGAUUAGCAGGUGACCAGUAGAAUAUUGAAUUUUUAUGUGUUUUUGGGUAGCGUCUAAGAUGUGGGGGGACAAAAUGACUAAAUGAGUAUCUCUCUAUUAUAAAGUCGGAUUUGCACAUUUUACAUCGUAUUCAAUGUUCUCACUUCUUAUUUGGAAACGAUCUAUGUAUGUUACUGUCCCCCAUAUCGAUUCCAGACAGUCGGGAGAGAGAUUGUAGAUGAGUUUAGAGUUAGCGGGUUUAAGAAACAAUCAGGAUCAUCAGGUGACCAUAGUAGAAUAUUGAAUUUCUAGGAGUUUUUUUUUUAGUAGUGUCUAAGAUGGGGGGAGCGGGGGGGACAAAAUGAGUAUCUCCCGAUCUUUAAGUCGGAUUUGCACAUUUACAUCGUAUUCAAUGUUCUCACUUCUCAUUUUGUAACGGUCUACGUACGAUUUUCAAUCUCGAACUAAGUAAACAUCAAUGAGGGGUUUUUUUUUUUUUUUUUUUUUUUGCAAAUCACAAAUCUGAGCGACUAAUUCGCAAGCUCACCGUGAGUAUCAGACGAAUCGGACCAUCGAGAUGAUAUACGUAUAUCUUUACACAUACCAUAUCCUACAACUAUAGCCAGCUAGUCUAAAGUCUCAACUCAUCAACUCCCAAACUUUCAAUUCUUGGUACUGUCCACCAAACACAAGAGAAAGAGUGGUUGAAUCCGUGCAAGAGAGUGUUAAUUACCUGUUCUCAACUUCCAAACUUAAAUUUUUGUUUUCACUGUCUAGUGUUCUUGAACCAGCUACUUGUUAUAGCUGCUGCCUAUCACAAUAAUUUCUAUCUUCUUCUUCUCUGUGGAACUCAUGAAAGGAGUUAUACCUCUUUGUCUUGAAAAAUUGAAUCCCAUCUCCCAGAAAAGCCAGAGAAAGGGCACAGAACUUCCCAGAAUUGGGGUUUUAUUUAAUUAUGUUUUCAUUUUACAACAACCAUAUUUAUUCUUGCUUAAUAUUUAUUUGUGUUUUUGUAGUUAUGGUGCUGGUGAUGGCACAUUUAUGAGUAGCCAUGCAGCUUACUGAUGAGCAAGAGAAAAAAAAAUUUGAAUGACUUGACCCAUAAUAAUAUCAUUAUUUAGAGUUAGCCAUAUUAGCAACUAUCUUCUAGUAAUUACCAAAUGCGAUUUUAUCGCGUGUAUACGGACAUUUCAAAUGUGAUUUUAACCUAUCGACUCACUCCGAUCUUAUUGUUAAUUAUUAUCAAAGGUUACCCCUUUGUGCCUGAGUUGAAAAGAAUAAAAUAAAACCCUUAUAAUAACAUUGAUUCAGCGCAGGCAAAAUCACCAUAAUACCUUCUUUCUUUUACAUAUUUGAAAUAAUAUUAUACAAACUAAACACUUUUUCUUUUUUUUACAGUCAAAUUAAACACAACACAUCAGUCAUCGUAGAACAAUAAAUAAAUGAAAGCAAAUUGGGGGGUUGAAUUGAAUUCAUGUGUAGGUCUGGGGUUUAAAUGAGCAACGUUAUAGCUAGCAGCAGCUGCUCUCCUCUUCUUCACAGAGAGAGCAGGAAGAAGAAAGAAACCCUUCAAAAUUAAAAACCCUAAAAGGAAAAAAAAAAAAAAAAAAGAGAGGGAGAGCAUUAAAUUGAUAUCUACUUGCCACCUUUAAUGUUUUGGGCUGCCCCCUCUUCCUUUAAUGCAUGCAGUUCCCUUCCCUUCCCAUCCAUGGAGUUAAGUUGCCUCUCAAUUUAAGGGCUUCCCCUCCCUUCACCCAUUUUUUUCCCUCCACACCUCUAAACCCUUCCUUCUUCUUCCUUCUACCUCUUCUUUUUAAGGGUCGGUUUCCCUUGUUGGGUUUUGGUUGGGUUUUCGAUGGAGUUCACGACGGAGCUGUCGUUGGCUCCCAGGAAUCAUUCGAGGAAGAGGAAGAUGACUUUCGACGAUUGUGAUCGUGAUCCUGAUCAUGUCGUCGAUCUUCAGAUUCUUGAUCGAGAAGUGAUGAAGAACAACAGGCAUCUGCCUUUGGAUUGGGAGCAAUGCCUCGACCUUCAUUCAGGGACGAUGUACUACUUCAACAGGAAGACGUCGAGAAAGAGUUGGAACUGGCCAAAGGACGCGUAUCGUGAUGAUGAAAAUGAUCUAAACAAUGGAAGUCUCGACUUGGAGCUCAACAUCUCAUCAUCAUCAUCAAACAAGUACUAUAACAACAAUAUUGUGAGUGAUCACCAUCACCAAAUUCCAGCUUCUUCACCAUCACCAUCAGAAGAAGGGAAUAUCAGUACUAGUGAUGACAAGGACAAUAACAACAUGGUGGCAUUGGCAUGUUUGAAUUGCCAUCUCCUUGUAAUACUCUCAAAGUCAUCUCCUUGUUGCCCCAAUUGCAAAUAUGUACACUCCCUCCCACCCACAAUAUUCCACCACAACUACCCACCUCAGCCCAAUGGGCAUACCAAGGUCCAGUUCCCUCCCAAGCCCAUUAGCACCUUGAGCCUGCUCAACUAGAUCCAUGAUCAAGAUUAUAUAUAAGUAUUAAGUAUUAACUAUGUGCAUCUUAAUAUAUAGGACUAUAUAUAUAUGAGUAUAUGUGUGAUAUUAAUUAGUAUAGAUAUGGUAUGGUAUGCCUCUUUUUGGGUCUUUCACUUCUAUGUAAUGAGGGUACCCUCACCCCAAAGCUAUGAUGUGAAAAGAGUUAAUUAAGGAAUUAAGCAGCUAGUAAUUAUGUAUCUAAGCAAUGAAAAAGUCUUUGCUUUCUUUGUGCAUAGCUAGCUAUAUGCAAAAUCUGCUUCCUUUGGCUAAUGUAUUAGUUCUUUCCCUCCAUUUUUUCUUGAUAUAAUUGAGUGUUGUAAAAGGGUAAAUAUCUUAAAAUCAUUUGCAACUCUGACCUACGUAGGAUCAGGGUUUGAACCGAAAUCACCCAAACUCCAAAUCGCAACUGAAUGGUUACAAAUCGGUAAAACUAUCUGAAUGAUGUGCUGAUGGUGAAACAAACAGUCGGCUCGACACAACAACAGUUGGACAUAAGGUAAUAAUAUGUUGAUGAUGUGGUACAUAUACACACGCGCGCGUGAUGGACCUCCUUCGGCCACAACAUUAAUCUGGUUACCUUACAUCCGACCAGGGGGGAAACAUACAGACUGUCAUGUAUCGCCCAAAAAUUUACUAACAUUUCGUAUUUGUCGUGUUCAUACAUAAUAGUAAAACGAAUUUCAUACAACUACCUCGAUUAGAUUCUCGAUCUGGUAUGUAAACAACAUCGAUAUACAACAGAAUGAAAGAUAUUUAUAAGA
Messenger RNA from Linum trigynum, 8313 nucleotides. Lineage: Eukaryota; Viridiplantae; Streptophyta; Magnoliopsida; Malpighiales; Linaceae. The record is from the annotation of a GenBank genome assembly.